AUGUGGACGAGCCUUGCUGCCAUCGUCUCCACCGCACGGGAGGAUGGCCGACUCGCUCCUCCUCCUGCUCAGCACAAGACGCUGGGGCGCUGGGUGACCCUGAUGCUCCUCCGAGGCGAUGACGGCGCAGCGGCGGCGGCGGUAGCACCAGCGCCGGCAGGGGAGGAGAACCCGAACCAAAACCAGGCUUUGGCGACCCUCGCCGACGGCGCGGGCCUGGCGGACAAGCUGGCCAACGUGAACGCGGCCAUGGCGGCCAUGGAGGCCGACGGGAUUCGUUGUCGCGGCUACAAGGCGGCCGAUGUGGUGGAGGGCAAGCCGGCGGCGUUGGCCGAGGUCGUGUGGCAGCUGAUGCUCCACUACCACUGCCGAUGGCGCCCAUCGGCCGAAGAGCUCGCCGCUCUCGCCUCUCCCAGUACUUCGUUGGGCGAAGGCACGGCGCCCAUGAGCCCGCAGCAGAGGACCAAGCUGUCAUUUGAGUGGGGCCUUCUCGUGUGGAUCCGGGGCCUGGUGCCUAAGGAGCUCAACGUGAAGGACCUCGCCUACGAGACGUGGCAGGACGGGAAGGCCAUGUGCUUUCUCGUGGACAAGCUAUGCGGGACCGAUAGCCCGAUCAACAUGCAGGAAGUCAUGAACUGCACGGACGGGGAGGAGAACCUGCAGCGGGCGUUUGCGGCGGCGGCGGACAAGCUCAAGAUCCCGCGGCUGCUCGACGAGGGCGACUUCUUCCUGGAGAAGGCCAAGGCCGCCCAGAACCUCAUCGACGAGCGCAGCCUCGUGGCCUACAUCACCUACUUCAAGAACCACCACGACAACGUGCCCUUCGAGUCCCUCUCUCCAUCGUACGACAUCUCUCCGUCUCUCUCUCUCUAUAUGUAUAUCAUAUUCAUAUGUCCAUAUAUGGCUGUGUGUACAUGCACAUAUGCGUAUAUAUAG
Molecule: messenger RNA, 936 nt
Organism: Acanthamoeba castellanii str. Neff
Lineage: Eukaryota; Discosea; Longamoebia; Acanthamoebidae
Exons: 8
Coding region: 1-936 (311 amino acids)
Biological process (GO): nuclear migration
Cellular component (GO): cytoplasm; nuclear outer membrane; meiotic nuclear membrane microtubule tethering complex
Molecular function (GO): actin filament binding
Source: RefSeq, a predicted model, not a curated record